CACACACACAGAGCACACAGAGUCUUCUGGAGUCUUCUGGAGUCGGUUCUGAGGUUCUGCCUGAAGGUCUGGAUCAUGGCAGAACCAGCUGCUGUUUUCUUGCUUUUCCUGCUGCACAACUGCUUCGCACAUGACGUGUUCAUGGACGGCCAGUCUGCCUCACAGGUUUUGGUGCGAAAUCGACGAGCCAAUCAGAUCUUUGAAGAGAUGAAACCUGGUAACCUGGAAAGAGAGUGUAUUGAAGAGAUAUGCGAUUAUGAAGAAGCCCGUGAGGUCUUCGAGCAGACGACACAAACUGAAAUGUUUUGGAAAAAAUUUGUGGACUGCAAAGGAACAAACACAGAACGGACACAUUCCAGCAUCAGUGUGAUCAGAGACUGUGUAGAAGGUCAGUGUAUCAGCGGUAAGGGACUCACCUAUGAAGGAAAUAUCAACAUUACACAGUCCGGAAGACAAUGUCAGUACUGGGGGUCCAACUUCCCUCAUCCCAUUAUAAGGGAGUAUAAUGCAUCGGAACCUGGCAGUAAGCUGAUCGAGAACUUCUGCCGGAACCCCAAUAACAGUGUAGAUGGACCCUGGUGCUUCACCCGAGACCCAACUGUGCCGAAAGAGACCUGCAGAGUACCCAUAUGUGGCAAAGCCUUUGUCCCGCCCACUGUCUCCCCCAAAAUCGUCAAAUCCAAAGACUGUUUGUCCAGCAAUGGCAUUGACUACGCAGGUGACUUGAGCGUCACACUGGGAGGUCACACCUGUCUGAGUUGGCAAUCGGCCCAGGCACAGGCCCUCAGCAUGGACAAAGACUUCAUCCCGGAGGUCACUUUGCAGGGUAACAAGUGCCGUAAUCCUGAUGAUGACCCCGAAGGCCCCUGGUGCUACGUGUUGAUUUCAGGAAACGUGACGGUCGACUACUGUGACCUAGAACUGUGUGAUGAUGACCCACUAACAGCACCGACAGAGACCGCGGGUCAGGGACGCACGGUCCUGACAGUCACCAAGAAAAACUUUUUCAAUCCUCAAACAUUUGGAGCAGGCGAGGCCGAUUGCGGCAUGCGCCCCAUGUUUGAGAAACUGGGGAAAGAGGAUGCCAAGGAGAAAGAACUGCUGGAGUCCUACAGAGGAGGUCGCAUCGUCGGGGGUGACAAAGCUGAAGAGGGUUCAGCACCAUGGCAGGUGAUGUUGUACAAGCGCUACCCCCAGGAGCUGCUCUGUGGCGCCAGUCUGAUCAGCGAUCAGUGGGUCCUGACUGCAGCCCACUGUAUCCUCUACCCUCCCUGGAACAAGAACUUCACCAUCACCGACUUACUGGUCCGACUUGGGAAACACAACAGGGCCCAGUUUGAACGCGGUAUCGAGAAGAUCGUGGCCAUUGAUGAGAUCAUCAUCCAUCCCAGGUACAACUGGAAGGUAAACCUGGACCGUGACAUUGCUCUGCUGCACCUGAGAAGACCGACUACCUUCACCGAACGGAUCCACCCGGUCUGCCUGCCCGACAAGAAGGUCAUCGGAACGCUGAUGUCUGAAGGCUUUAAGGGCCGAGUGUCCGGCUGGGGAAACCUGAAAGAAACCUGGAACCCAGCAGCUCGGAGCUUACCCGCAGUCCUCCAGCAAAUCAGUCUGCCCAUCGUGGACCAAGACAUGUGUCGGAGCUCCACCGCGGUCCCCAUCACAAUGAACAUGUUCUGUGCCGGUUUUAAACCCGAAGAUGCAAAACGUGGUGACGCCUGCGAAGGCGACAGCGGCGGGCCGUUUGUGAUGAAGAAUCCGGAGGAUAACCGCUGGUACCAGAUUGGCAUUGUGUCGUGGGGUGAAGGUUGUGACCGAGACGGAAAAUUCGGCUUCUACACUCACUUGUUCCGAAUGAAGAAGUGGAUUAGAAAAGUUAUCGAAAAAAAUGGAGGAGACGACGACUAGACGGGUAAAAAUACCCAAAAUGUUCAUUUUCUCUAAAGCAGGACA
Thalassophryne amazonica is the source of this 1956-nucleotide messenger RNA. RefSeq names its product coagulation factor II (thrombin) (gene f2). Bases 76 to 1911 code for a protein of 611 amino acids. Gene Ontology annotation, molecular function: calcium ion binding; serine-type endopeptidase activity. The record is from RefSeq and is a predicted model, not a curated record. Gene Ontology annotation, cellular component: extracellular region. The transcript has 15 exons. Gene Ontology annotation, biological process: positive regulation of blood coagulation; proteolysis; platelet activation. Lineage: Eukaryota; Metazoa; Chordata; Actinopteri; Batrachoidiformes; Batrachoididae.